UAAAGGCUUACAAUAGUUUCAAGUAAAAAAAAAAAAACAUUAAGCUCACUACAUAAUCAAAACAUAGCCGAAGAAACCUUUUCUAUUGAGUUUAGUUAAACAACAUGGCAUCUAAAAAGAAGCGAACGCCAAACACAGGGAAUGACGGUUGGGUUGUUGUCGCUGCAGACUCUGUCACAAACCCACAGAAUGACAACAGCGAUCCAGCUUUUGUAAGACUGAGGAAUCCCUCGACAGAUGGGGCUUCGUUGUAUAUGCUGGGUGGUGGUGAUGCACAACUGUUUGAGGUCAAAGCAUUCGAAGAAGAUUUCCAUUCCUGGUUUAUUGGACAAACUGUACAGAGAGAUGGGAGACUUCUGUUUGUGACACCAAUGGACCCACUUUAUCUUAUUUUGCCAUAUUUGAUUAAAUCUGGCAGAGAGAAGUUCCAGCCUGUGGCUCAAGUUGUUAUGGAUGAAGAUUUCCCAGCUUGUUCAAGGCUUCUCAGCUGCACACGUUCACUUGCCUCUUUGCACCACAUUGCAGAUGAAAAAGAGGUGGGAAGCCUGAAGUUUCAUCGAUACUGUCCGGAUCGGACUAUGAACUGGUUAAAGAAAAAGGUGGAGAGGACAGUCGUAGUCCUGAAGAAGACAAAUAUCUCCGUGGGUGAAGGAGUAAAAUCUACAACAUUUGUCAGAGUCAAGUCUGAGUCAGAUGAGGAGGAUUAUUUACGCUAUGCCCAUGGUCUGAUAUCAGAGUACAUCAGUGAGGACCUGAGCAAAGCCCUUCUCAAAUACCUGGGGUUACCAGAACUCACAAGCCCAAAAGAGAUGGAGCCUCCUUCCAAGAAGCGGAAACUUUCAGACAAGCCGGUGGAGGCAGGAGAAGAUUACACCAAAUUCAACAGUGCAGACUUUGCGCGGAAACCACCCAAGAAAAUGACAGCUGCUCAGAAAACUCUGGCAAAGGUGGACAAGACUGGCAUGAAGCCAAUGUCAUCCUUCUUCAGCCCUAAGGUCAAAGCAGAAAAAAAAUGAAUGUGUGUGGGUUGUGAUUUGUAUACAAAAUAUUUCUAAUAAAAAACAAAUGUAA
Molecule: messenger RNA, 1071 nt
Organism: Melanotaenia boesemani (Boeseman's rainbowfish)
Lineage: Eukaryota; Metazoa; Chordata; Actinopteri; Atheriniformes; Melanotaeniidae
Gene: rnaseh2b
Product: ribonuclease H2, subunit B
Exons: 11
Coding region: 105-1016 (303 amino acids)
Biological process (GO): RNA catabolic process; ribonucleotide metabolic process
Cellular component (GO): nucleoplasm; ribonuclease H2 complex
Source: RefSeq, a predicted model, not a curated record